Messenger RNA from Monopterus albus (swamp eel), 1810 nucleotides. RefSeq names its product lactate dehydrogenase D (gene ldhd). The record is from RefSeq and is a predicted model, not a curated record. Gene Ontology annotation, biological process: lactate catabolic process. Gene Ontology annotation, molecular function: D-lactate dehydrogenase (NAD+) activity; FAD binding; D-lactate dehydrogenase (cytochrome) activity. Lineage: Eukaryota; Metazoa; Chordata; Actinopteri; Synbranchiformes; Synbranchidae. The transcript has 11 exons. Gene Ontology annotation, cellular component: mitochondrion. Bases 72 to 1541 code for a protein of 489 amino acids.
GAAGAACAACAACAAUAACAAUAAUAAUAAUAAUAAUAAGAAGAAGAAGAACAAGAAUAAGAAGAAGAACAAUGCUGCUAGGUUUUCGACGGCUGUUGUCGUACAGGAACAGUGUACUUCUCUGCCGCAACAUUAAAUCAGACAACACCAGCAGAUGUGCUGUUUUGGACAGUGCACUUUCUGCAUUCAGGUUGAUAUGUGGUGAGGAUGGCGUCUCAUUGGGUGAAGCUGUCAGAGAGCAACAUGGUAAAGAUGAGUCUGUACACAGAUGUUGUCCCCCAGAUGUGGUGGUGUUUCCUCAUUGUGUGGAGGAGGUCAGUGCCUUAGCCAAGGUCUGCCACAACCACAAUAUUCCCAUCAUCCCCUUUGGCACCGGGACUGGAGUGGAGGGGGGGGUUAACGCAUCGAAGGGUGGUGUGUGCUUCAGCCUGAGGAACAUGGACCAGGUUCUCCAUCUUCACCAGGAGGACUUUGAUGUGACAGUGGAGCCUGGUGUGACUCGGAAGGCCCUUAAUGCCUACCUGCGAGACACCGGACUGUGGUUUCCUGUUGAUCCUGGAGCUGAUGCGUCUCUGUGUGGUAUGGCUGCCACCAGUGCCUCUGGUACUAAUGCUGUGCGUUAUGGAACUAUGAGAGAAAAUGUGUUAAACCUGGAAGUGGUGCUGGUCGAUGGAACCAUCAUACACACAGCUGGGAAAGGUCGGCGUGCCAGGAAGACUUCAGCAGGCUACAACUUGACAAACCUUUUUGUGGGGUCAGAGGGCACACUGGGGAUCAUCACCAAGGCUACAUUGCGCCUGUAUGGCAUCCCAGAGUCCAUGGUAUCAGCCGUCUGCUCUUUCCCCUCCAUCCAGGCUGCUGUCAAAAGCACAGUGCAGAUCCUACAGGCUGGAGUACCUGUCGCUCGCAUCGAGUUUCUGGAUGAUGUGAUGAUAGAUGCGUGUAACAGGUUUAGCUGUCUGUCCUAUCCCGUGACCCCGACUCUGUUCCUGGAGUUCCACGGCUCUGGGCAAAGCCUCAAGGACCAAGUCAACACAACAGCGGACAUCACUCAGAGUAAUGGAGGCUCUGAUUUUCAAUGGGCUCAAGAAGCAGAAACAAGGAACCGGUUGUGGAAAGCUCGUCAUGAUGCCUGGUAUGCUGCUCAGGCCCUCAGACCUGGCUGCAAGGCCUACGCUACAGAUGUGUGUGUCCCUCUGUCUCGACUGCCACAAAUCAUUGUGGAGACAAAGGAGGACCUGAUUGAAAACAAGCUUACAGGUCCCAUAGCAGGUCAUGUAGGAGAUGGUAACUUCCACUGUCUGAUGGUGGUGGACCCCAACAACCCAGAGGAGCUGCACAGGAUGUACCUGUUCACUGACAGGUUGGCUAGGCGAGCCCUGGCUAUGGAUGGUACAUGUACAGGGGAGCAUGGAGUGGGUUUGGGGAAGAGAGCCCUGCUGUGUGAGGAGGUGGGACCCAUGGUUAUCCAGAUCAUGCAGGGUCUCAAGGCCACCCUCGACCCAAAUAACCUAAUGAAUCCUGGGAAAAUCCUGCAGUAAAGAGCCCUCUAAACAGUAUUUUAGUCACUAAAACAGGGAUUUUUGUCAUGAGCAUAUUGUAGAUAGUAGUGUUUGCUAUUAAAACAGUACUAGAUGAGACUUGGUAGACGGGGAUCACCCAACAGUGAACAGGAAGAGAUUGCAUAUAAAACUGUGAUUGUUUUAUUGGUGGUGUUUUGUUUUCCAUCAGGUACAGCCAGUGGUCACCAUUAAUGAUGCAUUCUUUUACCGUGUGAUUAAAAAAAACAAAUGAAUCAAGAUCAAAAAUG